CUGCCAUCAUCUUUCCCCCGGUCUUGACCCGUCUUCCUCUGCACCUCCAUUUUCGGCUUGUCAGCUGAUGACGACUGCCAUGACCGAUGAGCCUCAGCCAUGCCCGGUCUGUCUGACGCCCUCCUCAACCUCUCGCGUGGCCCUGCCGUGCGGCCAUGACUGCUGUGUGGACUGCGCCGAGAGAUGGUUGCUGGCGACUGUCCAAGGCGCAACGCCCGGACAGCUGAAUGACAGGGGAGCGGUCGAUGCUGUGUGUCCGGUGGGAGCGGCAGAUGACGGAUGCCCAGCGAUGGACAUCACUGGAGUCAUUCACAAGUGCUCUCAGGACGUCAGAAGCGCCAUCAGUAUGGGGGGGACGAAAGGGAAACACACACGUAUUGCGAUCGAUGUUGUGGCGACGAGGGCCGAGGACAAUCGUGUGGUGUGUGGUGUGUUGAUGCAGGUGCCCGUCUGGUUCGCCUGGCGCUGUGUUCGUGCGACGACGUCGCCGUGUGUCCCUCGUCCUCAUGCGACUAUGUGGGUUUCGUUUCCCCUGGCCAGACGAGUGCCACCUGCGGCAAGUGCGGCCGGUCCUUUCCCCUGUCGGCUGGCCCAGAAGGCCUGACGCACCAGGCGCACCACUUGUUCAGCUCACUCUGGUGAGAGAGAGAAGCAAUGAAGGACGAUUGUGUGGAUUUGACAAUAGUAUGUGUGUGUGUGUGUGUUUGUAUCGUGCGGCUGGCUGCAGGAAGCUGCUAUUCACUCGGCGGUGCCCGAAGUGCAAUGCUCAUGUCGAGAAGGACGGAGGGUGCCUUCACAUGACCUGCGCGAGGUGCCGACAUGACUGGUGCUGGGCCUGCAGCAAACCGUGGUCGCCGGAACACGCCACUCAGUGUGCCUACCCUCUCUCAGCCCCUCUGCUGCAGCUCUCUCUGCCACCCUUCGCCCUCUCGGCACUCAUGUGGUGCGUCAUCCUGGCCACUGGCUGCAUCGCAACGCUCUCCUUCCCCGCCAUCCGGUUGGUUGUGGUCGGCCUCUGCUUCCAUGGCGUGUGCUUCGAGAUGGGCUGCUGGCUGAUUCUCUAUCUCUGGGACAUCAUCAUCAAGGCGCCCAUGGGGCGAGAAGGAAGCCAUCAGCAUCACCACGUGUCGGCUCAGAGGUCGAUCCGUGUACGGUUUCUACGCGACGGCAGGGUGGUGCUGCGCACGCCGCCGCGGCCGUUUUCCGCUUUGCUGCUGUGCGACAGGCGAAGAGCGAAGGAGAGGCAACGGAUACUCCGCAAUCUGCCGUUCGUCGGUGCCGUGAUGGUCGUGUGGGUCGCUGCUGGCGUGGUCUUUCCUCUGGUCCGCACCUCCCUGCUGAGCGUCUUGGUGGUGGUGGUGCUGGGGGGCGGGAAGCGUGUGUGGGUGUGCCUGGUGCAGUGGCGGCAGGUGCGGGAGUAUGUGCGGUACUUCGAGCAGAUGGGCAUCGAUUGCCGAGUGAACAACUCGCUGCACCCGACUGAGCAGGGUGAUGCUGCCGUCAAGCACAGGGACCACUACGACUGACCGCAUUCAUCCGUUCGUCUGUCUGUGUUGAUAGCUAUCGUCGUGUUGAGAUGAGUGAAUGGUUGAAUGAAUGGUUUUCCUUCAGUGUUGGUGUUGCC
Vitrella brassicaformis is the source of this 1624-nucleotide messenger RNA. NCBI's taxonomy places the organism in Eukaryota, Vitrellaceae. The record is from the annotation of a GenBank genome assembly.